Diceros bicornis minor is the source of this 359-nucleotide messenger RNA. RefSeq names its product ral guanine nucleotide dissociation stimulator-like. The transcript is spliced from 4 exons. Bases 33 to 350 code for a protein of 105 amino acids. NCBI's taxonomy places the organism in Eukaryota, Metazoa, Chordata, Mammalia, Perissodactyla, Rhinocerotidae. The record is from RefSeq and is a predicted model, not a curated record. Gene Ontology annotation, biological process: small GTPase-mediated signal transduction. Gene Ontology annotation, molecular function: guanyl-nucleotide exchange factor activity.
UCCUCUAUCAGGUGAAGCUGCUGGACAUUGGGAUGGCGGAUGAUCUGGAAAAAUUCAAAGUCAUCAGGAGGAUGCAGCUGCUCCAGCAGGCUGCAAAUGCAUAUGACCUGGAGCCCAACGAGCGAUUUGGGGCCUGGUUCCAGGCCAUGGAGCCCAUCAGUGUCCAUGAGAGCUACUGGGUCUCCUGCCGGCUGGAGCCCGCACACCAGAAGGCGAGCAAAAUGCGGCUCUUCAGGAGAAAGAGGAACCGGACAUCCUCCAGUUCAGGGCCGACCACCACGCCCUUGGCGAUGAGCCGUCACACUCUGGAGACCACAAGGGCAGCUCCUCCUGACCAGCAGAGACACUGACGCCCUCGG